Aspergillus heteromorphus CBS 117.55 is the source of this 1659-nucleotide messenger RNA. RefSeq names its product Rab geranylgeranyltransferase subunit beta BET2. Gene Ontology annotation, biological process: protein geranylgeranylation. Lineage: Eukaryota; Fungi; Ascomycota; Eurotiomycetes; Eurotiales; Aspergillaceae. The record is from RefSeq and is a predicted model, not a curated record. Bases 323 to 1324 code for a protein of 333 amino acids. The transcript has 4 exons. Gene Ontology annotation, cellular component: Rab-protein geranylgeranyltransferase complex. Gene Ontology annotation, molecular function: Rab geranylgeranyltransferase activity.
CGGAUUCCAACCAACUUCCCCCAAGUUUCCCACGGUCACCACUCCUACUAACCUCAAAGCUAACCUCACGGCAGCGAGGGGGACACGUGCAGUAGUUGCCUUCUUCCUGCGUUUGCCACUCCCCAGAGCCACAGGUCUUCUCAUACUGUGGUCGUGUGCUCGUGCUGUUUGUUCCUCUGCCUCACCCAGUUCGAUCUGUUGGUGGGCACAGUAAUUGUUGCCUGAAACCCAGCAGCGGCACCCAAAGAGUUCUGCCUCUUACCCAAGCAGAAGCUCUAGGCUAGUUAAAGCUCGACCACAAACCACACAUCUCGCUCUCAGAAUGUCAUUGACUUCGGGCCCUGCAAAUGCUGCUGGGGCUCAAUCCAACUUGAACCUCAGUGUCGAAAGACAUGUGGAUUAUAUCAAGAACUUGGAUAGUAGGAGGGAUGAGCUGGAGUACUGGCUCACAGAGCAUCUUCGACUAAACGGAGUGUACUGGGGCUUAACAGCUCUACAUCUCCUUGGCCGUCCAGAAACCCUUCCUCGUGAGGAGACCAUCAACUUUGUGCUCUCAUGCCAAAGGGAGAACGGUGGCUUUGGAGCUGCUCCAGGCCAUGACGCGCACAUGUUGUAUACCGUGUCAGCCGUGCAAAUCCUCGUGAUGCUAGACGCGGUGGAUGAGCUAGAGAAGCGCGGUCUAGGCGGCAAGGAGAAGGUAGGCACUUUCAUCGCCGAGUUGCAGGAUAAGGAAUCGGGCGCCUUUAUGGGCGACGAAUGGGGCGAGAGGGAUACUCGCUUUCUGUACGGCGCCUUCAAUGCACUAUCCCUUCUGGGGCUCCUCGAUACAGUCGAUGUCUCCAAAGCUGUUUCCUAUAUCCAGAGCUGCGAGAAUCUCGAUGGGGGCUAUGGAAUACAACCCGGAGCUGAAUCACAUGCUGGCCAGGUUUUUACCUGUGUCGGAGCCCUGACGAUUGCCGGGCGACUAGACCUGGUGAACAGGGAUCGCUUGGGGGGCUGGCUCAGCGAAAGACAGGUUGAUAAUGGAGGCCUAAAUGGGCGCCCUGAGAAGCUACCAGACGCCUGCUAUAGCUGGUGGGUGGGGGCCAGCUUGGCCAUGAUUGACAGACUCCACUGGAUCGAUGGUGGCAAGCUGGCUACUUUCAUUCUGCGCUGUCAGGAUUCCGAGGCUGGAGGUAUCGGAGACCGCCCAGGCAGCAUGGUUGAUGUGUUUCAUACCCAUUUCGCCAUUGCCGGCUUAAGCCUGCUGAAGUUCGACGGUGUCAAAGAAAUAGACCCUGCCUACUGUUUACCAAAAACGAUAACAAUGAAAUGUCUAUCGUAGUAGUUGUUUGAUCUUCGCAUCUCUUAUCGUGCUCUGUCUUUGUAGACAUCACCUCCUGCAAUCUAAUAACCCAUUUUUCUUUCCUCCGUGGAUUAUGGGAUACAAGGCGGGAGAAGAGUGAUUGGCACUGUGACUUAUUUCCGCUUCAUACCCCCCCACAAUGGCUUGUUAAGUGGCCGUUAAGACACAGUGGCACAUGAUCUGUAAACUUCUAGAUUUAGUGCAGUAGUCUUGAGAGAACCAUUGGUUUCGAAGAUAUCAUAUGACAUGAAUCCAUAAUGCUUGGUUGUAUCUCUAGUCAUACCACCUCACUAGUUUACUCUCAGGUAUUCAUA